GAAGUUUAUUAGAGAGGUAAAUGUUUUACACUCACGGACAGGAUCUGCAUGUACCUCUGUGGCUCUGGGUGUCUGGUGAGGACCAUUUUAGGUGACUGACCAAGGGAAGGAAAUGCCUUAGUGAGACUGGAGUCACAGCCAUAUUGCCACCACCAUGUCUACCAUACAAAGAAAAGGCAGAAGCCACCUGUUUAACAGUUUGUACACCUGUGAACUGAAGCUUCCAGAAGACCAGCGACAGCAAGAAAAAUCUGUCAUUGCUCAACCAAUAUUCGUUUUUGCAAAGAGAGAACAAACUUUUAAGAGACCUGCAGAAGACACCGCAUGUGAGGCAGCAGAGCAUGAAUGUAAUGGUUUUCUAAGAAAGCGUGUACGGUCUUCAUCUUUUACUUUGCAUACUACAGACCCUCAGUCCCAAGGAGCAUCAACCUUGUUCCAGAAUCGAAUGAGAUCAUCAUCCUUCACCAACCUCCUGACCUUCCCCCCUUCUGGGCCAGUGAAGAAACACAAUGUUUUUAUGACAUCAACUCUUGUGCAAAGGAAUGUGGAUAUGAACAGUACAGAUCAAGGUCCUGUGAAACAUUCUGAACAUGUCCUAAGGCCUGCUAUUUUGCAGCCACCUCAAGCUCAAAGGUGUGAAAAAGUAAGAAAAACAUUUGGACACAAUACCUUGGAAUCCUGCAAGACUAAGGAAAAAACAAAAAAUAAGAUUUCUGAGGGGAACUCUUCUUUGCUAAGUGAAAAUUUACCAAGUGCCAGAAUUUCAGUCCAGCUGACUACUAACCAGAAUUGUUUAGGUGUUACAUCAGUAGGAUGUCAACCAAAUGAAGAUAAGUAUUCUUUUAAAAGCUGCAGUUCUGAUUUUGUGUUUGGAGAAAACAUGGUAGAAAGAGUUUUGGAUACUCAACAUCUCACCCAACCUCAACUCGAAAAUGACUCAAACACCAGGGAAAAACCAUUCAAAUCCACUCUAGAAUUUCCUGUCAACUCUCCAAAUUCAAGCACAGACUCUAUUAAAAAUAUAUCCCUAAUUGAAUCAGCUGCUGCUUUCUCUUCUAAGCCAUCACCCAAAUGCUUGCUGGAGAAAAUUGAUGUUGUAACAGGGGAAGAAGCAGAGCAUAAUGUGUUAAAGAUCAACUGCAAGCUUUUUAUAUUCAACAAAACAACACAGUCCUGGAUUGAAAGGGGCAGAGGAGCUUUGAGGCUGAAUGACACAGCGAGCAGUGAUUGUGGAACAUUCCAGUCAAGACUAAUUAUGCGCAAUCAAGGCAGCCUGAGGCUGAUCCUCAAUAGCAAACUCUGGGCUCAAAUGGAGAUUCAAAGAGCGAACCACAAAAAUUUGCGAAUAACAGCUACUGAUUUAGAAGACUAUAGCAUCAAAGUGUUUUUAAUUCAGGCCAGUGCCAAAGACACAGGAUGUCUGUAUGCAGCAAUACAUCAUCGGCUGGUUGCACUUCGAAGCUUCAAUAAACAGAAAGAUGUAAAUCAAGCUGAAAGCCAGUCAGAAACAAGCCUCCAACAAUUAAACUGCGAAAGCUGUGAUGAGGAUGAGGAUGAUUUCAUCCAAGUCACUAAAAAUAGAUCAGAUCCUUCUAGGUGGACCCACAGACAGUCGGUUGCCUGUUCAUGAACGCUAUCUACUAUAAACGUGACAACAUCUACAAAAAGAUUGGUCAUCUUACUGAAAAUACUAAGCCAUCCUAACUAAAUGAGAAGAUCCUAUUCGUUCCUUGAAGAGUUUUUACAGCACAGUUCAUGAAAGAUAAUUUGUUGCAAUUAAGAUUUUUCUUUUAUAUAGUCUAAUAAUUGCAAGGUUUUAUAUUUUGAUUAUAGUGGAGAAAAUGACAGAAUUUAAGAAAUACACAGACUUUGGAAGUUCAAAAUUUAUCAUUUUUGAAGAAGCUAAUUUAGAAUAGGAUUUGAUAACUAAUUUGGACUAUUCAUCACAUUGGUGGAUAUAAUAGUUCAAAUAAAUUUCUGGAUUUCAUAAAUAUCUAACUAAAAUAUUUUUUCAGUCAUACAUUGCCUGGUCAUAAAACAAAUAUUUUACAAGAUUUCCAGUCAUUUCUUCCGAAACACUAUAUCUGCAUGCUAACAUUUCAUUAAGUCAUGUUUCUCUUCUGGGAAAUGUGUAUCUUCAUUUAACCUUUGGAUUUACUACUACUAUAAGAUUAUAUAUUCAUGGUAUGAAUCCCUUUAAAGAUAGUGUUGUCUUGGACCUGUAUCCAUUGCACCUUGUGUAUGCUUGACUCCAGUUCAGCAUCCAAUAGUUGUUGAAGGGAUGAACAAAAUACAUUAACUAUGUAACAAAACAGUAAGUAUACAAAAAGUAAAAUAUGUUAACUUGUUCUUUGCUUUAUGUAAUUAGAUUGUCAUUAAUAGUCUAAUGGGUGUAGCUGUAUAGAGACCUUUUAAAAAAACCAAAUAUA
This is a messenger RNA of Neomonachus schauinslandi (Hawaiian monk seal), 2429 nucleotides long. RefSeq names its product RAN binding protein 3 like (gene RANBP3L). Gene Ontology annotation, biological process: protein export from nucleus. Lineage: Eukaryota; Metazoa; Chordata; Mammalia; Carnivora; Phocidae. The record is from RefSeq and is a predicted model, not a curated record. The coding region runs from base 155 to 1630 and encodes 491 amino acids. Gene Ontology annotation, cellular component: cytoplasm; nuclear pore. Gene Ontology annotation, molecular function: GTPase activator activity. The transcript is spliced from 15 exons.